GUAAAAAUAAAAAAAAAGCAUGUGAAAAUAGACGCAUAUAAAAAAAUAAAAAUAAAAUCAUUUGUACAACUAAGAACAAAUAUAAAAAUAUUCAAAUAUCUAUUUUUUUUCUCUCUUUUUCUCUUCUCGUUGUUUUGUCGUGUAUCAGGAGCUUUUUUUUUCUUUCAUUCUUUUUAUUAUUUUAUAUUAGGAAACAAGUAAUAGAGAAAGAUGAGUUAUACGUCGUCGGAAGAUUCAGCAGCAAACUCAGAAUCGUUUUCAAGACAAUGUUAUAAUCAAAAUAACAGUUCAACAACAUGGCAGCAGUUUGUAUUAGGUGCCGGAUCAGCAGCAGGUUCAACAGUCGCUGUUGUUAGUGAGGAAUCCAUGAAAUGUUUAAAAUAUUGUCUAAAUUGGCUACAAUAUGCCAUCCAACAUAUAACUGAGCAAAUGAAUGUUAUUCGAGGCUUUCUAGUUUCACUUGCAACAAAUAAUAAUAAAAAUAAAGAACAGUCAGCAACACUACUUUCAUCAAUUAAACAGGAUAUGGUAUCAACAUUACGAAAGGUGAUAGAUAUUAUUACAUGCUAUGCAACUAAUGCGCUGCCAUAUCAAACAAAAGCAACUAUACGAGGAGCUAUUCUCAACUUACCUAUUAGAUGGGCUUCUUUAUAUGAUGAUGAUGAUUAUAUCAAGACAGGUAAUAAACAAAAAGACAGUAAAAUACAACAACAAACAAAAAAAGUUAUUCCAUAUAAACAAGAAGAUAUUGCACUUCGUUUAUUAGCGUUUGGACAAGAAUCAAGCACUAUGUUAAAUUCUAUCUCUACUAUAUUUGAGGAUACAAUUCAACGAGCAGAAAACUGGCUAGAAAAAUUAAGAAUCAUUCAUCCUCUAUUUUCCUCAAAUGAAGUGUACAAUAAAAAUUUGUUACCGUUAUCUAAUACCAGUAAUAAUCAUAAUAAUGACCCGAGAAUAGCCAUCAAAAAUAACAUGAGUGAAAAAGAGGAGAUAGAAGAAGAUUUUUAUAAUCUAUUGCUACCACCUAUCACCAAUCUCCAAAUCUCUUCCUCAUUGAAUAAUUAUCAUACUUUAUAGUCUACGCAUUUAUAUAUGUGCAUUUAUAUUGAAAAAAAAAAAGUCAGUACAUUUAUCGGAUAGCUUAUUAUUAUUCCCUUUUAAUUUUAUAUAUCUAUUUUACAUAUACUUUUGUCAUUAUUAUAACAAAUAACAAUAAUAAAAGGGUUAUAUCUUAAAUGAACUCAUGUUCAUUAU
Cokeromyces recurvatus is the source of this 1254-nucleotide messenger RNA. RefSeq names its product transcription factor Opi1-domain-containing protein. The transcript has 2 exons. Gene Ontology annotation, cellular component: nucleus; endoplasmic reticulum. NCBI's taxonomy places the organism in Eukaryota, Fungi, Mucoromycota, Mucoromycetes, Mucorales, Mucoraceae. Bases 211 to 1077 code for a protein of 288 amino acids. The record is from RefSeq and is a predicted model, not a curated record. Gene Ontology annotation, molecular function: transcription corepressor activity. Gene Ontology annotation, biological process: regulation of transcription by RNA polymerase II; endoplasmic reticulum unfolded protein response; phospholipid biosynthetic process.